AUUGUAGAGUUUGUCUCAUUCAUAGGAAAAGGACACGAGAACAAUGAAUGGCUGCGCUUCCACCGGAAAGAACGGAGGUAUCCAGACCCUUUACUAUUACUGGCGUGGAUUUCACGGGCCCGUUUGACAUUAAAAACUACACAGGCCGAGCAUGUCUAAUAAGGAAAGGAUACGUCUGCGUAUUUGUGUGUUUCGCUACAAAGGCGAUUCAUCUGAAGGCGACGAGCGACUUAUCGACGUCCACUUUUCUGGCUGCGUUCGCGAGAUUUGUAGCAAGACGUGGUUGUCCGCUUCAUAUGUAUUCGGACAACGGCACGAACUUCGUUGGAGCCAACAAGGCGUUGAAGCAUGAUUUCAGGAAAUUCAUGACUGAAGCGUCUCAACUCACCAUGCGGUCAUAUGCGCAUGAGGAAGUCAACUGGCACUUCAUGCCUCCAGGGGCUCCUCACAUGGGAGGAAUAUGGGAGGCAGGAGUGAAGAGCUUCAAAACGCACUUUCGAAGAGUAGCAAGUGCAAUGCGCUUUACAAUGGAGGAAUUUUCGACGUUACUGGCAAAAUCGAAGCCUGCCUCAACUCUCGUCCAAUUAGUCCACUCUCCGAUAAUAAGUCAAUUGAACCUCUAACCCCGGGACAUUUUCUAAUUGGAAGUCCGCUGCUUGCGAUCGCUGAGCCCGAAAUCAGCGGAAACCCGAUGACAAUCAUCAACCGAUGGCAGAAACUGAAAACACUUCACCAAAGCAUUCUGUCAGCGAUGGAAGGUUGAGUAUCUAAAGGAACUGCACAAGAGAGUAAAAUGGCAGUUUCCUCACCGAAACCUAGAGGUUGACGAUUUCGUAGUUGUCAAAGAGGACAAUCUACGAGUGGCGACUUGGCAGAGUGGUUAGGGUUUUCUUAGGUCACGAUAACAGAGUUAGAGUUGAAAUUAAUUAUGCUUCCCGUCGUAAAAAACACUAAUGAUAUCUAUAAUUCCAGAGAUUUUCAACAUGGUACGUGCCAACAACAACAGCAAACAACAACUUAAGGAACAACAUCGGUGCCCUGUAUGCAACCACAAUCACCGGUUGCUGUUCUGCCGACAGAUGCGUCGACUGGAGCCUGCGGAGAGACUGAGGGCUGUCCUCCUCCAUCGGCAUUGCGCUAACUGUUUGUCUCCGAAUCACAUGGCCAACAACUGUCCAUCCACGAGGAACUGCGACCGCUGUUCGGAGAGGCACCACAGUCUCCUGCAUCUGUGGGAGACAGAUAGAAGCGAGGAAGACGUUCCGCCGGUCGGAGACGUGAUAGAUCACCGGAGUAAGAGACGGCACUGUCCUUACUGGGCCCAAGCCUUGCCAGAUGGCUCCAGCGAUGACGAGGUUCUGGAGAUCGACGCCAGUGACGAUGAAGUGGUGGAACAACUUCCCAAUGAAAAGGCCAGCACACCAAACCCCUCGUUACUCAGACCGCCUCUGUCGAGUGUACGGUCCGUGGUUCAGCGGCCACACCCACCAUCGGAAGAUAGAAGUGUCUCAUCAAGCAGGCGUAACAACAAACCACAAAGGCGACCUCAGGCGGUGAGAGACGCCCGCGAGCGAAUCAAAGGACCCGCUCGGAGUGCAUUGGGCAUGUCUGUCCUCACGCCAACUGUGAUGGUGAGAGUGGUGCAAGUGGCCGAGGACACCCGGUCCGUGCACUGAUCGACCCAGGGCAAUCGCGGUCGUCGAUAUCCAGAACUCUGGCGAGACGAUUGCACCUGCUGCCACGCGAAUAUGCAGUAAGCAUAGACCUAACAUUGAAAGGUUGGCGGGAUCGGAUUAGUCUGACCGCCAAGGUAGUGACAAGUCCCAUGAAGACCACGCCGGCACGCACAUUGGACGCAAGGGUUGUCGACGAGUUCGACAAUUUGCGGUUGGAAGACCCAACGUUUUACAGGUCCAGUGCGGUGCCACUAAUUCUCGGUGCCGAUGUAUACGGUAUGAUAUUGCGGCCAGGACUUAUGCCAGCAACCCCGACUCGACCGGCUGCCCAGAACACCAUAUUUGGAUGGGAUCUGGUUGUACACCAUAAUAGACGGCAGCGAUGGAGGCA
This is a messenger RNA of Ceratitis capitata (Mediterranean fruit fly), 2067 nucleotides long. RefSeq lists its product as uncharacterized. The coding region runs from base 954 to 1676 and encodes 240 amino acids. NCBI's taxonomy places the organism in Eukaryota, Metazoa, Arthropoda, Insecta, Diptera, Tephritidae. The transcript has 2 exons. The record is from RefSeq and is a predicted model, not a curated record.